CCACUUGGUGGAUUUCACAGUACAUUUGCAUGUGCAUGCUGUGUAUGGCCGGCCCAUUACUAGACUGUAUGCAGUAGGUACCAUAGGGAAAGUUAAGAAAAGACUGGACUGUGGACAGAGGAGUUUCCAAAAUGACGAUGGAAAGUGACAACCACGCCCCAACGGAUGAUAGACAAAAUUCUGUUGAUGAUGCCAGGAGUCGUGACCUCCGUCUUUCAGGUCAUGUCGGGUUUGAUAGUCUUCCUGACCAGCUGGUCAACAAGUCAGUAGCCCAGGGAUUUAGUUUCAACAUACUUUGUGUGGGCGAGACCGGUCUGGGGAAGUCCACUUUGAUGGACACCCUGUUCAACACACAGUUUGAGAGCUCCCAAGCGCCGCACAAUCUCCCAGGGGUUAAACUCAACGCUAGCACUUAUGAAUUACAAGAGAGCCAAGUUCGACUCAAGUUGACCGUGGUUAACACUGUAGGCUUUGGUGACCAGAUUAAUAAAGAGGACAGCUACAAGCCCAUCGUGGAGUACAUCGACAAGCAGUUUGAGAACUUUCUCCAGGAAGAACUCAAGAUCAAGCGAGCUCUUCACUCCUACCAUGACACCCGCAUCCACGCCUGCCUGUACUUCAUUGCUCCCACCGGCCACUCCCUGAAAUCCCUGGACCUGGUCACCAUGAAGAAGCUGGACAGCAAGGUCAAUAUCAUUCCUGUCAUUGCCAAGGCUGACACCAUAUCCAAGAGUGAGCUUCACAAAUUCAAGAUUAAGAUAAUGAGCGAACUUGUGAGCAAUGGGGUACAGAUCUACCAGUUCCCUACUGAUGAUGAGACAGUCUCUGAUCUCAACUCAACCAUGAAUGGCCAUCUGCCUUUUGCUGUAGUGGGUAGCACAGAGGAAGUGAAGAUGGGGAACAAGAUGGUUCGUGCCAGGCAAUACCCAUGGGGCGUAGUACAAGUUGAGAACGAGAAUCACUGUGAUUUUGUCAAGCUGCGCGAGAUGCUGAUCCGUACCAACAUGGAGGAUCUAAUUGAGCAGACUCAUACCCGUCACUAUGAGCUCUACAGACGCUGCAAACUGGAAGAAAUGGGCUUUGUUGACACCUCCCCGGAGAACAAGCCUAUCAGUUUACAACAGACUUACGAAGCCAAGAGAACGGAACAUCUCCAGAUGCUGCAACAAAAGGAGGAUGAGAUGAGGCAGAUCUUUGUGGUCCGCGUCAAAGAGAAGGAAUCACAACUCAAACACAUGGAGAAGGAGCUUCAUGAACGGUUUGACAAGCUGAAACGGGACCACGCCGACGAGAAGAAACAACUGGACGAGCAGCGGCGCCAACUGGAAGACGAAAUCAACUCCUUCAACAGGAAGAAGCAGCAGGCUCAAGAAGACUCCCAACAGGCUCAGACCUUGGGCAAAGGAAAGAAGAAAUAGACUCCACCCCCUCCCCUACACUCCACAUCACAACGUGGGCUUUGCUUUUGGCUCCGUGCAAAAAAAAAAGUCAAGCGGAUGGCUCGUGCAGAUGUUUCGGCAAGCAUUGUGAGAUAUGUCGCUGGCUUCAUCAUUAUCUUGAAAUCGGAGAACUGAUGAUGAUGAGGUGGAAGGCUUGUCAUUUUGGCAGUAACAAAGAUCAAACUUAAGGGGCAUCAUUUCGUUGCCAUGUACUUAGCAUGUAGUUGGUUGUCCAGACUCGAUGUACUUCAGAACAGACAAAUGGCUUGAGCUGUCCUGGGUCCUGGAUAUGAAGCGUGCAUUGUUGCACAGAAUAUCCCAGACACAAGACAGAGUGAAAGAGCUUUGCAUCCCCAUGUAGAACGCCCGUAAAAACUGUUAAAAAGGAAGAGGGUUUGAAAACUCCACCAAGAGAUAUUUGACCGUAACUCUUCACUCUCUUGGCACUGUCACAAGUAACCUUCCUGAAUCCUCCAACAUCCCUCACUAUGCAGGAAACCAUUGUCACAUGCACUGUACCUCAUCCAGUAAGGGGUGUCAGUCCUACAAAAUGUGUCCAAAUCCCCUCCAGGGGUUUAGGAGGACUUACCAUGGGUAAGGUUCGAGAACGUCAAGCAUGGUGUGUUUGCAGUGUCAGUGUCAUAAGAAAAGAAUGGAACAGGGCACGAUAUUGGACCAAUUUGUUUGAUGUUUGAACAUUAUUCAGCCAGUUGAAAAGUUGUAACUGAAAAGCGUUCACGCUUUCAGCGUGGAUUUCCUAGGAUACUUUUGGAUUCUAUUAAGUGGGUGUUCUUGUGGCUAAAAGUCAAGCCAAUCCUAUAUGAUUCAUAUCUGCUGUUCUAGAACUUCAACACUUUAAUACCCACUAAUUUUUAAUGAACAUUUGAAAAACAUAUGCAUUACACUGAGCAUAGAAGUAGCAGUAAAUUGGAGGAAAAAUAAUAUAACUUAGUGUAGCAUAGUCAUCUACACGUAGUUGGCAUGCAUAAGUAUUCAUGCAUCUAUUUUUUUUCUGUAGUAGUCAUGUUUUUUAUUCUAUUGUACAUAGAAAUUUAGUUCUUAAUUGUUCAUUGGUUUCCUUACCUGCUUUAAAAUACAUGUACUUUGUCCAUUUAAGUGCUGCAAUAUUUUUCAGAUAUGCCCGCCUGUGUCUCCUUUUUGUUAUGUUAUGAUGCCACCUCACAGCUAAUUUAAAUAGCCCCCUCUUGUGUUGAGUGAAACAAGCUGCGGGUACAUUGGGCUUAUUGUAGGAUGGGAGAUUGAGACUUGUACAUGUAGCAGUUUUUGGGAGUUCUGAAAUGAAUAGGACAACACACAGCACUCUUUUAUACCACCCGCUGUGCUUGCAUUUAUUGCAUUAUUAUACAUGUGCUGUGGUUUAACUCUAAGCCCAGAUUAAGAUGAGAAGUACAUGUACCGUGCAGUUUAUGCUGUCAAAUUUGAGUUCUAAUUGAUUAUAAUUAACUGUUUAAUUCCUGAAUGUUUAAUAUUUUAAUUAGAGGUCACAAGGGUCACAUUUCAUCAUAGUCUGGUAAUUUGUGUCAUCUCGAUGGCCUCGAUGACUCAAAAAAACUAACCCCCUCCCACUGUUAAUUUUUUUCUGAUGAAUGGUCCUUCCCCCCAGAAAUCCCCCAGAAAGAAGUCUUUGCCCCCUCCUUUGGAUGCAAUCCUGGUAAUGCCAAUGCUUUUAAUGCAAAUCCUAAGCUUACCAAGGGCUAGUGGCUAUAACACUGUUUACUGUAUCACCAAAAACCAUUUUUCUUUAGCAUUUUCUUGAUACAUUAAUAUGUACAUGUUUUCUUGACCAUUUUUGCAAACUUUGUACAAUCACAUGUACUUCCAGGGGUAUACUCUGGAAUCUCUUUUCUGCUCUGUUCAGUUUGUUAACUUGUCAGCAUUAAAUACAUGUAGUUGUUUGUGAAUGCUACAUAGUUUAAACUUUCUAGUGUAAAUGUACAUGUAUGUGGUAGUUGACUUUGUAUUUAUGAGUUAUUUGAUGGUGCUGUAGCUUG
Molecule: messenger RNA, 3451 nt
Organism: Acanthaster planci (crown-of-thorns starfish)
Lineage: Eukaryota; Metazoa; Echinodermata; Asteroidea; Valvatida; Acanthasteridae
Product: septin-11-like
Molecular function (GO): GTP binding
Source: RefSeq, a predicted model, not a curated record